UUACCCGGAACCGACGUGCGCAGGGAAAGAGUUUCCCACGGGGACCACUUAGAGGAACGGACACACUAAAAUGGCGGAACCCCGGGAAGGAGAAGAGAUGGAGGAAGAUUUCAAGAAGCCGAUCCUCCCGCCGCCGCCGCCGCCGCCUCCCACUCGGGAGAAGGCAGCGGAGGGCGCGCCGGCAGCACCGGCUCUCAAACUCCCGCGGGGCUGUGCCCUACCGGACCCCGCGGCCCCUAAACCCCCGCGAGGCCCUGCCCCGGGUCCCUGCGCAUCUGCCCUGCCGGAGUACCAGGAGCCGUCGUGGGGAGGCUGCGUCGCAGCGGACGGCUCCCCCGGCUACAGCUUGGAGGUGCUGAAAGGCGGCGCGGUGCUGGAGAGCAUCAGCCUGGGCGGCCGGAGCUGGGUGAUGGUGGGCCGUGCGCCGGGCUGCCACCUCUCCCUGGCUCACCCGUGUGUUUCGCGGCACCACGCCGUGCUUCAGCAUCGCCCGCCUCCCGCUGAGGAUGAAGAAAACCCGGGGGAUCCGGCGAGGCGGGAAGAGAAGGGUCCCGAAGCUGGCCUCUACGUCUACGACCUGGACAGCGCGCACGGCACCUUCCUCAAUAAAGUUCGGGUCCCGCCCCGCACAUAUUGCCGUGUCCGGGUCGGCCACGUCCUGCGUUUUGGGGGUAGCAGUCGCCUCUUCGUCUUGCAGGGUCCAGAGGAGGAUCAAGAACCUGAAUCAGAACUGACUGUAACCCAGUUGAAAGAACUGCAUAAAAAGCAGCAAGCUAAGUUAGAGAAAACAAUGCUGGGUGAUGAUUCUGAUGAAGAUCAAAUAGAAAAGGAAGAACCAAGAAAUGAAAACAAUCGGAAUAAUGAUUUGAGUUGUUCCUGGGGAAUUGGCGAAGAUGCAGAGGAAGAAGAAGGUGAAGAAAACCCAAUUGCUAUUGAGUUUCAGGAAGAUCAAGAAGCCUUUUAUUUGAAAGAUCCAAAGAAGGCAUUGCAAGGUUUUUUUGACAGAGAAGGUGAAGAACUAGAAUAUGAAUUUGAUGCCCAAGGAACUGGAACCUGGCUUUGUAGGGUGAAGCUCCCUGUGGAUGAUGCAUCGGGGAAGCAGCUCGUAGCAGAAGCAGUUCAUUCGGGGAAGAAAAAAGAAGCAAUGAUCCAGUGUGCAUUGGAGGCUUGUAGAAUACUGGAUGCUAGGGGUGUGCUGCGGCAAGAGGCAGUGUCCCGAAAAAGAAAAGCAAAAAAUUGGGAAGAGGAAGACUUCUAUGAUAGUGAUGAUGAUACAUUCCUUGAUCGGACAGGCGUUAUUGAGCAGAAACGGCGGAACAGAAUGAAGAAAGCGGGGAAGUUAGAAGAAAAGCCAGAAACGUACGAUUCACUGGUGGCAAAGUUAAAUGCAACUGAAAAGGAACUCUCUCAGAUAGCCGAGAAGCUGAAGUCUUCAAAGACAGCACAAUCGCAGUCAGCAGCUCAAGAUUCUUUGGAUGAAUUCAUGACAGAAAUAAAAUCAGGUUAUGCCUUAGAUAGUGUGACACGUAGAAAGCUUCACUUGCGGACUUUUGAACUGAAGAAGGAACAGCAACGGUUGAAAGGACUGAUAAAGAUCGUUACACCUGCAUCAAUGCCAGAACUGAAAUCCCAGCUUGGAAGUCAAGAUCCAGAAGCGCAAAACAAGCCUAAAAAGCUAACUUUACCCAUGUUUGGUGCCAUGAAAGGGGGGAGCAAAUUUAAGCUGAAAACUGGGACUGUAGGGAAGUUGCCUGUAAAGCAUCCAGAUAUACCUGUAAACCUAUUAAAGAUGAAAGAUGAGGGGCCGGAGGAGGAGGAGGAGGAGGAAGAGGAGGAUGAAGAUCAGGAGGCAAAGACAACAGAUAUAUAUCAAAGAAUGGAAAACUCAAAGGCAAACACUGUUGCACAAGAAAAAGUUGAACAAGACCAUCUCCCUGCUAGUUCAUCUUCUCAUAGCAGCCAGGAUGUGGACGUGGAUUCCGUUAACGAUAGAACCAGACUUCAAUCUGAACCUUUCAGUGGAGGUGCAGCAACACCAGUGAAUAUGCUCCAGAAGAAGCCGCAAGCAUUGCAGAAGCCUGGAGAAAAGCCCAAGAGUAUGAAAGCUAACAGUGCAAGUAGGGUUCAACAUACUAUGCCCUCAAAAUAUCCAGAAGAUGAUCCAGAUUAUUGUGUAUGGAUGCCUCCUGAAGGUCAAAGUGGCGAUGGCAGAACUCACCUGAAUGAAAAAUAUGGGUAUUAAACUUCAGAUGAUGGCUUUGGGAAAUCGCAGGUUACAGCACAGCAGAUAUGGAUUAGAAGACUGUUAAAAUGACAAACAACAAACUUCAUUCUUCACAAAUUCUUUCUAAUGAGUUUGCAUACCCAUGAAAAACUGUGUUCCCUACUAUAAGAGUUUUUGUAUAUGUUGCACAUCAGGAUGUAUAUAGUUGUGGGAGAGUGUAUUUACAAACUGAAUGUAGAUGUAGCAAGGCUGGUUUGAGAUAAUAAAGACAAAAGAGCCUAA
This is a messenger RNA of Pogona vitticeps (central bearded dragon), 2506 nucleotides long. It is a transcript of the gene SLC4A1AP, whose product is annotated as solute carrier family 4 member 1 adaptor protein. The record is from RefSeq and is a predicted model, not a curated record. NCBI's taxonomy places the organism in Eukaryota, Metazoa, Chordata, Lepidosauria, Squamata, Agamidae. Gene Ontology annotation, molecular function: protein binding.